GCGGCCCCACGUGUUUCUGCUGGAGGCCUACUGUCAGCUGCAGGUUCUGCUGUAGGUGAAGUUUCCCAGGUGUGGAGUGCAGAGGCCUCCCGAGGCCGCGAGGACGUCACUAUGGUGGGCCUCCUCCUCCUUCUUAGAACCUGUUUGGUUCCCGAGAAGGCUCCCGAUGGGGGAGAAAGGCCUAAAGCACUAAAGGGAAAAAGUGGAGGACAGGAAAAAAAAGUCGUCCAUCCGUAUAGUAGAAAAGCAGCUCAAAUUACGAGGGAGGCCCACAAACAGGAAAAAAAGGAAAAGUUGAAGAAUGAAAAAGCAUUGCGUCUCAAUCUUAUUGGUGAAAAACUGCAGUGGUUUCAAAAUCAUCUUGAUCCCAAAAAAGGAGGAUAUUCAAAGAAAGAUGCUUGUGAAUUAAUUGAAAGGUACUUAAAUCGAUUCAGCAGUGAGCUGGAGCAGAUUGAGUUACAUAACAGCAUCAGAGGCAGGCAGGGGAGACGGCACUGUUCCCGGGAGACAGUCAUCAGACAGACGAUGGAGCGCGAGCGGCAGCAGUACGAAGGAUACGGCCUCGAGAUUCCAGAUAUUGUAAAUGCAGGUAAUCUGAAAACUUUUAGGGAAUGGGAUUUUGAUCUGAAGAAAUUGCCAAACAUUAAAAUGAGAAAAAUAUGUGUUAAUGAUGCUGUUCCCAAAAAACUCAAGAAGGAAACUAGCACAGCUGUUGACGAAGAUUUAGGGGACUUGGAACUAAAUGAUGAACCAAGUGACUCAGAUGAAGAAAUGACUGCGGUGGCCUGAUUGUUCUUCACUUGACUUGAAAAUAAAUACUGGAGAGCCUCAAGCUACACUUGAAUUGAUUAUAGCAAAUAAUUGCCUAGACACAAGGAUUUGCUAUUUAGCUUCUUUUACAUGAUGAGAAUCCCACUUGCAGUUUAAAAUGUUAUGAUUUUUAUUUAAAAAUGAAUUAUUUUUUUAUUUACAUUAAAUUGCUAAAAUAGC
Molecule: messenger RNA, 990 nt
Organism: Phyllostomus hastatus (greater spear-nosed bat)
Lineage: Eukaryota; Metazoa; Chordata; Mammalia; Chiroptera; Phyllostomidae
Gene: TMA16
Product: translation machinery associated 16 homolog
Exons: 7
Coding region: 112-789 (225 amino acids)
Cellular component (GO): nucleus
Source: RefSeq, a predicted model, not a curated record